GACGUCGGACCUCGGACCUCGCAGCAUCAACUUCGCUGGCUUUGACCGGUCCCCCACAGGAAACUGUGGUAGCUUUCCUAGUCUGAUUGCUUUGAAGAAAGACGAAUAGAAGGAAAAGUAGACUGUCAUGUCGGAGAUACUGGACCUCUCUUUUUUGUCUGAAGUGGAAAGGGAUUUGAUUCUCAAUGUUCUACAGCGGGAUGAGGAGCUCCGAAAAGCAGAUGAGAAAAGGAUUAGGCGACUGAAGAAUGAGUUACUGGAAAUAAAAAGGAAAGGGGCCAAGAGAGGCAGCCAGCACUACAGUGAUCGGACCUGUGCACGGUGCCAGGAGAGCCUGGGCCGACUGACUCCCAAGACCAACACUUGUCGGGGUUGUAAUCACCUGGUGUGUCGGGACUGCCGCAUCCAGGAAAGCAAUGGUACCUGGAGGUGCAAGGUGUGCACCAAAGAAAUAGAGCUGAAGAAAGCAACUGGAGACUGGUUUUAUGACCAGAAAGUGAAUCGCUUUGCUUAUCACACAGGCAGUGAGAUAAUCAGGAUGUCCCUGCGCCGCAAACCUGCAGUGAGUAAAAGAGAAACAGUGGGACAGUCCCUCCUUCAGCAGACCCAGAUGGGUGACAUCUGGCCAGGAAGAAAGAUCAUUCAGGAACAACAGAAGGAGUCCAAACUGGAGGCUGAGAGUGAGAGUCUGGAUAGCUACACGGCUGACUCGGAUAGCACCUCCAGGAGAGACUCUCUGGAUAAAUCUGGCCUCUUUCCAGAAUGGAAGAAGAUGUCUGCCCCUAAAUCUCAAGUAGAAAAGGAAACUCAGCCUGGGGUUCAAAAUGUGGUAUCUGUGGAUGAGGGUGAAAUGAUAUUCAAGAAGAACACCAGAAAAAUCCUCAGGCCUACAGAGUACACUAAAUCUGUGAUAGAUCUUCGCCCAGAAGAUGUGGGGCACGAAGGUGGCUCCUUGGGAGACAGAAGCAAAUCUGUCCCGGGCCUCAGUGUGGAUAUGGAAGAGGAGGAAGAAGAAGAAGAUAUUGACCAUCUGGUGAAGUUGCAUCGCCAGAAGCUAGCCAGAAGCAGCAUGCAAAGUGGCUCCUCCAUGAGUACAAUUGGCAGCAUGAUGAGCAUCUAUAGUGAAGCUGGUGACUUUGGGAACAUCUUUGUGACGGGCAAGAUUGCCUUUUCCAUAAAGUAUGAGCAGCAAACACAGACUCUGGUGGUCCAUGUGAAGGAGUGCCACCAGCUGGCCUAUGCUGAUGAAGCUAAGAAGCGCUCUAACCCAUAUGUGAAGACUUAUCUUCUGCCUGACAAAUCCCGCCAAGGUAAAAGAAAAACCAGCAUCAAGCGUGACACCAUCAAUCCCGUGUAUGAUGAGAUCCUCAGGUAUGAGAUCCUGGAAUCCCUCCUGACUCAGAGGACCUUGCAGUUCUCAGUUUGGCAUCAUGGUCGUUUUGGGAGAAACACUUUCCUUGGAGAGGCAGAGGUCCAGAUGGAUUCCUGGAGGCUUGAUAAGAAACUGAAGCAUUGCCUCCCUUUACAUGGAAAGAUCAGUUCUGAGCCGCUGACUGGCUUGCCAUCACACAAAGGCGAGUUGGUGGUUUCAUUGAAAUACAUCCCAGCCUCCAAACUCCCUGUUGGAGGUGACCGGAAAAAGAGUAAAGGUGGGGAAGGGGGAGAGCUCCAGGUGUGGAUCAAAGAAGCCAAGAACCUGACGGCUGCCAAAUCAGGAGGGACUUCAGACAGCUUUGUCAAGGGAUACCUCCUUCCUAUGAGGAACAAGGCCAGUAAGCGUAAAACUCCUGUGAUGAAGAAGACCCUGAAUCCCCACUACAAUCAUACAUUUGUCUACAAUGGUGUGAGGCUGGAAGAUCUACAGCACUUGUGCCUGGAACUGACUGUGUGGGACCGAGAGCCCCUGGCCAGCAAUGACUUCCUGGGAGGGGUCAGGCUGGGUGUUGGCACUGGGAUCAGUAAUGGGGAAGUGGUGGACUGGAUGGACUCGACUGGGGAAGAAGUGAGCCUGUGGCAGAAGAUGCGUCAGUACCCAGGGUCUUGGGCAGAAGGGACCCUACAGCUCCGUUCCUCGAUGGUCAAACAGAAGCUGGGUCUAUGAGUCUUCCUCUGAGGGUCCAGCCCUGGCCAGGGCAAGUCAGAGGAAGUGAAGAAACCAAGAGCAAAGACUUAUAAUUUAAUGUGUGUGCUUGUGUGUCUUGUUUGCAUGUGUACAAAACUGGUUCUGCAAAUCUCAUUGUGUUAGCUAGAGUGAUGCAGACUCAUUCCCCCUUUUAAAGUAGGUUCACAAGUAAGGGUCUCUUUAAAAUGGCUUUAUUUGUGCAUGGUCUAAUUUAUUUCCAGAAUCCAUUCUUACAUCUUUACGAAGUUUAAUUAACUUAAAAAUAUUUUAAAAUAACAUUUUAUCUUCUGUCCUGCUAUCCUUAUUUCUACUU
Tupaia belangeri chinensis (Chinese tree shrew) is the source of this 2435-nucleotide messenger RNA. RefSeq names its product synaptotagmin like 4 (gene SYTL4). Gene Ontology annotation, molecular function: small GTPase binding; phospholipid binding; neurexin family protein binding. Gene Ontology annotation, biological process: exocytosis; intracellular protein transport. Gene Ontology annotation, cellular component: plasma membrane; exocytic vesicle. The record is from RefSeq and is a predicted model, not a curated record. NCBI's taxonomy places the organism in Eukaryota, Metazoa, Chordata, Mammalia, Scandentia, Tupaiidae.